Menidia menidia (Atlantic silverside) is the source of this 2694-nucleotide messenger RNA. The record is from the annotation of a GenBank genome assembly. NCBI's taxonomy places the organism in Eukaryota, Metazoa, Chordata, Actinopteri, Atheriniformes, Atherinopsidae.
CUCCAGGGUGAGAGCAGCCAUGUCAGAGGAGGCCGUACGUCAGACACGCAGCCAGAAGCGGGCUCUGGAGAAAGACCCUACAAGUCCUCCCGAGCCCCUGGAGGACAUGGACAGUAAACGGGUGAAGCUGGAAAGCGAUGCGCCUGGGGCCCCGUUAGCCCUGUUGGGACCCGGAGCCGAGGGCGUCAAGCUGAAGAGUGAGCAGGCUGCCAGCAUCCUAAAGACUGGAGAAGUGAAGGCCACCAUCAAGGUGGAGGUGCAGACCGGAGACGAACCUGUAGACAUGAGUACAUCCAAAAGUGACAUUAAGAAAGAACGGCAGCCGCCUUCACCCGAUGACGUGAUCGUGUUGUCAGACAAUGAGCCAUCCAGCCCUCUGAUGAAUGGCCACUGCUUCACCAAGACCGACACAGACAAGCUGAUGAAGAGUUCCCCAGAAGAGAGGGAGCGGAUCAUAAAACAGCUCAAGGAGGAGCUCCGACUCCAAGAGGCCAAACUGGUGCUCCUCAAAAAGCUGCGACAGAGCCAGAUCCAGAAGGAGAGCACCGUUCAGAAGGCGAGCAGUUCUGUGGCGACUCCCCCCCCUCUGGUGAGAGGCAGCCUGACGUCUAGCAAAGGAGCCCUUCAGGUGACGGGCCGCAGCUCAGGCACGGUGAUCCCCCCUCCCCUGGUGCGGGGGGGGCAGCACGUCCCGUCCAAACACAACUCUCAGAUCGUCAUGCCGCCGCUGGUCCGAGGAGCGCAGGUUGGUGGACGCUGUAAUGUUGCCCCAGCUCUCACCCGGUGUGGGGCUCUUUCUGCCCGUCCUCCCGCCCGUUCCACGCCCCUCACCGGCCGUGUCUGCGCUUGCCCCCCCCAGCCCAUCUCGGUCACCCCGCAGCAGAUCGCCAGUUUGCGCCAGCAGCACAGCGGCUCAGGCCCGCCGCCACUCCUGCUGGCCCCUAGGGCUUCUGUGCCCAACGUCCAGGUCCAGGGCCAGAGGAUCAUUCAGCAGGGACUCAUUCGGGUGGCCAAUGUGGCCAAUAACAACGUCAUGGUCAACAUCCCCCAGGCCUCUCCAACUGGCCUAAAGGGCUCCUCAGCAUCCCCCAACUCCAAUAUCAACGAUUCUCCUGCCUGCCGACAGGCAGCUGCUAAACUAGCGCUGCGCAAACAGCUGGAGAAGACGCUGCUGGAGAUUCCUCCACCCAAGCCUCCUGCGCCCGAGUUUAACUUCCUGCCCUCUGCAGCCAAUAAUGAGUUCAUCUACCUGUUGGGUUUGGAGGAGGUGGUCCAGAAGCUUUUGGAGAUGCACGGCAGAGGAAGUCUGGGUCCAGCUGCUGCAAUGGCCAGCUCCCUCGCCAAAGAGCCAUACACCUGCGCCCAGUGCAAGACGGACUUCACGUCUCGCUGGAGAAAGGAGAAGGCGGGGAUAGUCCUCUGUGACCAGUGCAUGUCGUCCAAUCAAAAGAAGGCCCUGAAGGCCGAGCACACCAACCGCCUGAAGGCGGCCUUCGUCAAGGCGCUCCAACAGGAGCAGGAGAUAGAGCAGCGCAUCCUGCAGCAGGCCGCCUCCUCCUCCUCGGCCUCCCCCGGCUCCAAAACCCUGUCGUCGUCCCCCUCGCUGUCCAAGAGCGAGAUGCUGGUGUCCCAGCAGUACAAGCAGGUCCGCGCCGCCAUGCAGCACCGGCCCGUGUCUGCCCACCACAUCAAGCAGAGCCAGCUGCACGGCAUCCAGUCCCGGGGCAUGGCCCACUCCUUCAGCUCCUCCCAGCUGCAGAACGCAGUGGCGGCGUCCGCCAUGGGCAGGGCGGAUAAGCACGCCGCCGCACGCUCCCUGCAGCACGGGCCGAAGGUCAGCGCCGGCAGCAGCAGUAACCAGGGCAACGUGGUGGCCUGGAGGAAGCAGGGCGGCGGAAACGCAGGUGUGACUAUGGCCUACGUGAACCCCAGCCUGGCUGCUCAUAAGACCGCCUCCUCUGUGGAGCGUCAGCGGGAGUAUCUGCUGGACAUGAUUCCCUCCCGUUCUAUCUCCCAGGCCGCAAACACAUGGAAAUAAUGCAAUCUUCUUCCCAACUGACAUCCGAAUUAUUAGUCCCUUAAUAUCAAUAACAGCCAUUCUCAUUAUCAUUCUAAUCUUUUCUAUGGACUCUGCUUCCGGCCCGAACGGCCGCCGGGGAGAACGAGCAUCUUUUCUUCUCGUCGGAUAGGGGUGUUUUCCCACAUCUUAGGAUACCUUCUCCCUCAUUUGAAAGCUUUCCCAGUUGGAGUUGUGCUGUAGCAGCUUCAGGGACACAAGAAAUAUGUCAGAUGUAUUCUGGGUACUCUUUGGUGAGAGUUGGAGCUGCCACGGGCCUGUACCGUUUCACUCCUCCACAAAGCCCCCCCACCUUCCCCACCUCUCUCUCACUCUGUUUAUUGCCCGAGCACGCUUUUGCAGCCAGAGGAAGUUUUCCACCGAAUCCAUCGUGCUCCCCUGCCUCUGGAUCAGGCAAAAAGAAGUAAUAGUCAAUAAGAUACCGGCCUUACGUCCCGCCCCCUCCAGCGAGAGCCAGUCGGAGCCGGGCGUGCACGGCGCCCCCCCUGAACUCUACCGAGGACCUCACCGCAGGGAUUGUUGCUCUCUGAGGACCGCCCAUUAAGUAAGGACUGCUUCAGCUUUGCAAAGAUUAAUAAAAUGGAAAAAAAGGACUGUUUAAACAAAAAAAAAAAAAA